Paramuricea clavata is the source of this 2992-nucleotide messenger RNA. The record is from the annotation of a GenBank genome assembly. NCBI's taxonomy places the organism in Eukaryota, Metazoa, Cnidaria, Anthozoa, Malacalcyonacea, Plexauridae.
AUGUCAAGCAUGCGAGUUUUCGAACUUGUCAAUGCCAUACACCAUAGAUUGUCCAACAACGCUAAUGGGUUUGGAGGUAUGCAGGUCCUGUUGGUUGGCGAUUUUUGGCAACUUAAACAUGUGGGAAGCCUGCUAGAUCCUGGAAAAUCUAUCUAUGAUUCCGAGCUUUUUGAUGCCGUAUUCCCUCACAAAAUAGAGCUUCAAACUAUCCUGAGGCAGCAAGCAUCGGAAGUUGAGUUACGAAAGGCCCUUGACCAGUUGCGCGAAGGAAAUUGUAACGAAGAAACGGCGACAUACUGGAAGAGUUUGAGCAGAAACCUAGAUAACAAUGAUGCUGCGGAACAUCCGUUACAUAUUUAUUUUAGAAAGUUGCCAGCCGAAAUGCAUAACCUCGAUGUUCUGUCAACAUUUCCUGGAACGCUUUUGACAUUUGAAAGCAGAGAUAGUGGCCAUUCCCAGUUAUUGGACUGUCCGUCGCAGAAAACUUUGACCCUCAAGCCAGGAUGCAAAAUAAUGCUUCUCUAUAACAUCAAUAAAUAUCUGAAAAAUGGUUACCAGGGAACUUUUCUUAGCGUAGAUGCUGAAAAUGACGAACAACUACUUGUCACGUUUCCAAAUGUAGGAACAGUGAAAGUCGGGCGCAAGACGUGGUACAAGUAUGACACUCGAGGUUGUGUAUUGGCUACUCGAACACAGUUUCCCAUCACGCCUUGUUAUGCUAUGACCGUGCACAAAGCGCAGGGACUAACGUUGAAUAGAGUUAUUGUCCACUGUUCUCAAGAGUUUGUCCCCAAUCAAACCUACGUUGCAUUGUCACGGGUGAGAAACGAAGCAGGUCUUCAAGUAAUUAAUUUCCAGCCACGAUUCCUACUCCCUUUGCCAGAAAAACUAAAGACUGGGAACAUUACAAAUGACAGUUGUGACAAGCUCUUUGAAGGCCAAGUCGAUGGAUUUCAAUGUUGCAGAAGCAAGACAUUAGAGGAUGGCAUGCUAAAUGCCGUUCAAGAAACUCAUUUCUCACAUCCAGACGUUAGUAAUGAAUGGACGGACGAAAAUGAUGGCGAAGUGAUGGCAAAGCAGUUGUUCGAGUCAAAUACUGGGGCUAAAGUCAAUCUCGAGAACGUACUAUUAUUCAUGAUGUGUGAUUUCCAGCAAAGUUUAAAUAUGCUGCCGAAGCGUUUCUCAGUAAAGGACUUUCUAGAAAGUAUCAUAAAUGAUGAGCAUGGUGAUUCAUACACUUCGUUUAUUAAAUCUGCAGCAAAUUACGCCCUUGCUCAUUUAGAAGUAUUUCACUUGCUGGCGCAUAUCAUUUGGUGCAGGGUCUUUGCAUUAUUUGAAGCAUAUUUGUCGGAAAACGGAGACAAGGUUCAUAUGACCAACACCAACUUCACCUACGCGACGGCUAAAUUGCACCAGCUUUUUCUUUCGAAUGAAUAUCGAAGUGAUGUUAUAAGUGCCUUUUCGGAAAGUUCGUGGUCAGAAUUAAACGAUGGGCAAAGGACACUGGGCGCGCAGUUGGCUUUCCACCUCUUUCAAUUAUUCGCCAAUGAGCUGAGCAGCUUGGUACGCAAGAAAGAAGCUGGUCCGAUUCCAUUUAAUGUAAGCGAUAUGGGUCCUGAUGGAAGAGGGAAGAUACGAUAUAUCGGUGGUUGGGCUGUACGAAAAGCACUCCAAAAAUUUCGAAGGUAUGUAUUUUCAAUGUUAAAUGCCCUUUUUCGACGGGUAAUUUCUAAGGCCCCGUUUACAUGAGACUGGGGACGAGGAUGUUUACUAAAUGUUUACAUGAGACUGGUACGAAAAUCGCAAAAGUUUCAAUUGAGACCGGUCUGAGUUAUUUUCGUCCCGGUCUCAUGCAUGUAAACAUCUAUUAUAAAUAAUACUAUGAACGAAACGAAAUGGUCCCGUCUCAUGUAAAUGGGGCCUAAUUUAUCACCAAUUUGUUGAAAUAUCGUGUGUAUUUAUCAUCUCACCUGAAAUCUACUAUAUUUUUUCAGGUACCUCCUUGAAAACAAAGUAUCGCAAACACCGCAUGUGAGAAGAAAGCUAAAGGAAGAACUUGAAAAGAUUGAAUUGCUUCAAGAAAAUAUCAUUGUUCCUUACGAAACCUUGCAAAACACCUCUUCCAGCUUGGAGUCCACAUCCAUCACAGAAUCGUUACAAUAUCGGGAAAGGGGUCUGCUUCACAUCAGUGAUGAAACUUACAAAUUUUUUCUAUCUCUGGAACAAGCUAGAGUAGAAAAAAUUAAUUUGGAAAAGUUACGUUCCUGCCAAACUGAUAUGGUGAACAACGCAUUGAAAGAAGUCUGGGAAGAUAAAGAUCUUCAAGAGAAGUUUGAUCAAUUGUUUAAUGUUGCAGGAAAUUCUGUAAGUUUGGAGAUAUAUACAGGUUAUAGUCAUGCGUGCAGUAUAAUUCAAAAUAAAUAUUCGGCGCACAACGGAAUACAGGUUAUUAGAUAUUGUUUUGCUUACAAACUUUAAUUUGCAAAAAAUUCUUAUCUUACAGAUUUUAAUUAAAGAAAUCUACAAGGAAGUUACUACACGCUACUUCAGAAUGGGUGCAGGCCAGUUUCUGCGAGAUUUUCGCAGGGACUAUCACGUCAAAAAGUCGCUAGCACAUAGGAAAGCCUUGAUGGUAAGAAAAGAAAAGAUGCGAAAGCGGCAGAUGAAAGUGAACUUAGCGAACAUAAGCCAGGAUAAGAGCCCAGGGAAGAAAGUUUCGCACACCAAAUUGGUAGCACUUGUAGAUGAGCUGAAUGUGCAAGGAUUGGUUUCCCUUUACAAGAAAAAAGAGUUGCAAUUUUUAUGCAACGCAUAUGCUUGUAGAUUCUUAUCCAAGUGGAAUAAGAAAGAAUUGGCUUCUUCGCUGUUCGAAGCAAUCCAUAAGCAUAACUAUAUACCUUGCCACCAGGAAACCUCUAACUAUUCUGUCCAUGUCGUUGGCGAUGUGGAAGACGCAAACCGAGUACCUGUGUUACGGUUACUUCGACUUUAA